AUGGAGAGUUGCAUACAUAUGCUGAACAACUCAACGCUUGAUUGGACAAUCAGAGUUCGUGUUGCAAGGGUUUGGCCAAGAAUUUCAUCAUUUACAGAUGCUGUCCGAGGAUACAAUCUUAUUCUCCUUGAUCGCCACAAUCAUCGUAUUCAUGCAUGGGUUCACAAUGAAGUCUGGCAAUCUCUUGAUGGUUUGAUAGUGGAAGGAGGCCUCUACGAAAUAACAACUUUUGCCCUUUCGAACUGUUCUGCGUUUUUACGCCCCCUCUCUUCUACAAGAUUAAUUCGUUUCUUGAAUGUCACCACUGUUCAGCCAUACCUGGAUACCAGCCUUAGCUUUCCACAACAUGAUUUUGAAUUUGUUUCAGUUGAUGAAGUACAGCGUCUUGCAGAAACAGACAAUGAUGAUCAAUCAGCAGUCCAUACCAUAGAUGUGAUUGGUGUUGUCGAGAAUCCUGGCCAGGUGUCAACGAUUCGCACUAGGCAUGGUGAUCGUCGUGUUCAUAAGUUUCAAGUAACUGAUGGACAUAUAUUUGUUCGAGUGACCCUGUUGGGAAGCAUACUGGACAGCAGCAACACGCUGUUUACUGCCAAUCUUCAGGCUCCGAUUGUUGUCGUGUUGGCUGGUGUCAGAGUUCGGAAGAUCCCAGGUGAUAGAAGUCUGGAUAACUACCAUUUGACAGCAUCCCCCUGGAGUCAAAUUUUUAUAAACAUGGAAAGUGAUGCUGCUCGUGACAUGAGAGACGUGUUAGUUGCCAGCACUCAUUAA
Molecule: messenger RNA, 768 nt
Organism: Daucus carota subsp. sativus
Lineage: Eukaryota; Viridiplantae; Streptophyta; Magnoliopsida; Apiales; Apiaceae
Exons: 4
Coding region: 1-768 (255 amino acids)
Biological process (GO): nucleotide-excision repair; DNA replication; meiotic cell cycle
Cellular component (GO): nucleus; DNA replication factor A complex
Molecular function (GO): damaged DNA binding; single-stranded telomeric DNA binding
Source: RefSeq, a predicted model, not a curated record